Messenger RNA from Etheostoma cragini (Arkansas darter), 909 nucleotides. RefSeq lists its product as uncharacterized. The transcript has 3 exons. Gene Ontology annotation, biological process: cellular response to lipopolysaccharide; immune response; cell surface receptor signaling pathway. The record is from RefSeq and is a predicted model, not a curated record. NCBI's taxonomy places the organism in Eukaryota, Metazoa, Chordata, Actinopteri, Perciformes, Percidae. Gene Ontology annotation, cellular component: external side of plasma membrane. The coding region runs from base 204 to 860 and encodes 218 amino acids.
GUGUGUGUCGGGUUUUGGGAGCUUUAACCAAAACCCUACGAGAGAGAAUGUGAGUCUGAAUCCAGUAUUCCUGUCCGGGACCUUACUGGGAGUACUGGGACUUAAUUAAAACAGCUUUUUAGGAGUUUCUGCUUCUGUCACGUCCCGUAGGCUACUAAAUCCAGACAAAACCAAUAUCCUAGUCGGCUCUACAGCCAGAUGAGAUGCUGCUCAGAAGGGGACUGGAUGAGUUGGAGGUGAGUCUGAUCUUCUUAGUGAAUGUGACCCAGACCUCCUAUCAGGCAGAGGAGAACCAGGACAUCACACUGGAGUGGACCUUCACCACCAACCCUCACAUCUCCUCCACCUCUCUUAAUAUCUUCUGUGAACUGUUAACUGUCCUCAGACCCUCAGUCCUGUUUCAUCUCUAUGAAGGAAUUGGGGUCCCAGAGUCUCAGGAUGAACAGUUUGCAGGACGAGUCCAGUGGGACAAAGACGUCCUCAGAGAAGGACGACUCAGACUUCAUGUGUCCAGACUCAGGACUGAAGACUCGGGACUGUACAAGUGUCAAGUUGCCACAGAUUAUGGGAGGAGCUCUGGUAGAUAUUGGCUCAAUGUCACUGCAGCGAGGGAUCGGCCUGAACCUGAGACACUGAACACAACAAGUUCUUCAAAUACAACAAGUCCUCCACGAACAGAGAGUCCGGGAUGGAUCGUCCUCUACUGUGGACUGGCACUGACAGCAGCAGCUCUGCUGGCUGCUGGUUCCUAUUGGUUCAGAAAGAGAAGAACGCAGAGAGAACAUUAUUCCCCUCCGGAGAUUAGUGGUUACAGAUCAGCAGAUGUUGAAUCAUUAACAACUGAGACAAAUCAGUUAUAAUCAACGGUUUAUAUCACGGACACAAAGGAAAUCCUUUUUCUCAUUGAAU